This is a messenger RNA of Tetrapisispora phaffii CBS 4417, 1761 nucleotides long. It is a transcript of the gene IES1, whose product is annotated as Ies1p. The coding region runs from base 1 to 1761 and encodes 586 amino acids. Lineage: Eukaryota; Fungi; Ascomycota; Saccharomycetes; Saccharomycetales; Saccharomycetaceae. The transcript has a single exon. The record is from RefSeq and is a predicted model, not a curated record. Gene Ontology annotation, cellular component: Ino80 complex.
AUGGUUGAAAUGGGGAACAGAGUGUACGACCCUAUUCACGAUGUGUUCCAGACACAGCCCAGCGAGGGCCACGACAAAGAGGGUGCCGGUGCUGGUCGCACUGGCAGCAUGCUCAGCAAGCUGAAAGCAGAAGGAGAACUCGUCCCAUCGCUCAUCAGCUCAAAACAUAAACUCAAGGAAUCUAGCAAGUACAACAGGCACCUGAAGAAACCCGAUGGUGCAUACUUCAACCGGUCAGACGUGCAGUUCCGGUUCUUGUACCUGCUGCUCUCCGACAAGAGGCUGCUAUUCACUAACAUAUACAAAUCGUUCUUCCGCAGCACCGUUGUGCCCAUUCAGACGGAUGAACCCAAGGUGGUGAACGUCACUGACGAAGGGUUCGACGCAAGGUGUUUCAUCUUCAACGACACGCUGACCUUCUCCCAGGCGUACAUCCUAGCGUUGGCCACGUCGUCCAAGUGCUCGAAGAUCCUCAAGGACAAGCUGCUCAGGGACAAAGAGGUUGCGUUCUCGUCGUGCGCCCUGGGGAUCCUUGUGAACGUCGGGAGGAUGAACACCACCAUCAACUUCUUCCACGAGAUGACGUCCCAACUGCGCACGUUCCAUUCUGUGCCAUGUCUUCAGAUGAACAACACGGACCCCAAGGCCCUGCAGGACACCCCCCGGUUGAAGUCGAUCCUGAAGAGCGCCGCUGUCGGCAACGAUCCAAUCGAUCUGAUGAAGGUGUACGACCACGAGGAGCAGAUACAAGGCAAGAGCAACCUGAUAAACCUGAUCUUUGCGCUUUGCGACAACGUCUCCUUGCUGAACAUCAUCCUGUUGAAGAAGUACGUCGACGUGGACCCGGGGUUCUCGUCGCUGUACAGUCUGCUGGACUCUUCCAAAUACGACCCUGUCGACAGGUGCAACGUGCUGCUGUGGCUCCUCUACAUCCACUCCGAGACCGACAUGACGGAUGUCAGCGUGCGGGAGUCGUUGACGCUGUUCAGAGGUGCGUUUCCGGAAGAGGAGAAGCUGAUGCUGAGGUUGUCGGAGGAGGACUACGACGUGGACACGCCCGAGGAGGUGGAAUACGGGCUGCAGCAGAUGCAGAAGAGGAAAGAGUUCCUGAAGAGCCACAAAUCUGGGGCCGAGCCCAAGGACGGUGAAGGCAACAAGGAGAACAGCGAAGGUUCAGAGAAGGCCACGACCUCGCCGCCAAGCAGUCCCUCGCGACAGCCAAGUGUCACCGCUGCAACCGUCAAGAAACAAGACCCCGAGAGCAACGGCCCAGCGAAGAAGAGGCCCAGAGUGAAGAAAGAGGCGUCGGCGGAACCUGCCGCCAAGUUGAAAUCACCUUCGAAGGACAAAGAGGUGGUCCAGCGACGCAAUCUCGCCAGAUCGUGGAUCGAGGCCGACAACGCCAAGAUGAUCACGAAGGGACUGGACGUGGCCAAAGAGAUAAGCCAGCACCAGUUCCUCAAGGACCUGGCGGGAGCGCAAGAGUAUGCCCGGCUGAAGCGGAAGGAAGUCGGGCUGAUGAAGGCGUUCAGCGAGUUCGAGGACAUCUCGCUGGCCAACCUGCUGGGCGUGCGUGGCAGGAAGCGCAAGAAGUUCAAGGACAACCUGCUGGGCUUCGAGACAGACUACAUAAAAUACUUUGGGCUGCUGAAGAAGAAGAUCCUCGCCAACGAGCGGCUGGACGCAACGGCAGCUGCCGUUGCGUCUGCCUCUCCAGACUCCGACGACGAGCCCGGCAGCCCGGUGUUCAAACUCAGAUAG